Molecule: messenger RNA, 741 nt
Organism: Rotaria sordida
Lineage: Eukaryota; Metazoa; Rotifera; Eurotatoria; Philodinida; Philodinidae
Source: the annotation of a GenBank genome assembly
AUGACUGAACCAAUUCAACAACUUCAAAUUAUCGCAGAACCUAAAGCAUUCUAUCGUGAGCGAUAUGGAAGUGAACUAGAUAAAUCUGAAAAUGUAGCUAAACGUUAUAUUCGUGCUGCAGAGGAAAAUCAGUUCAAGCUGGAAUAUCCAACUAUAGAGAUAUCAGGAGCAUGGUAUGAGGCCAUUCAUCAUCCAUACAUACGUGUAGCUUCUGUCACUGUACCAAAUGAGCAUGUAUCGACGACGUGUGUACAUCCAUAUCCACUUGGGGCUGAUGAUCCUGCUGCUGUGGAAGAUCGUCCUAAUAAUGCCAUCUAUUUUCCGAUCUCAAAUGACGAUUUCAUGAGUGGUCGAAAAAGUUUUCUUCUUACUCGCAAGAAGUUACUACAAAAAGAGCUCAGAUCACACAGCCCUUUCCGCAUUAUCGACUCUACCAAGCGUCUUGAUGAUAAUGUAUUUGAUGUAUUCCCUGGUACUUCGGUAUUAUCACAGGUGAUGAUCGACGAAAUGAAUCAAAAAAGGGACGAAGUUACUACUGCUCCAACCGGUACGACAAAUGAUCAGGAUGAAAAAUUUGCCAUAUGUGCACCAGAAAGAGGUAAUUGGGGAGGUGGCGACAAUAUUUUGAUGGUUCUUACUAAACUCGACCGGAAAAAAGCACUUCAUCAUGAAUUUGAUUGGGAGCAGCUGCGUCAUUCAAGGGCUCCAAGUUUUUCCAAUCCAAGAAGUGUAUUUGAAUGA